GAGUUGAAGAUUGUCACUCCAUCCAAGCUAUGAACUGUGCUUGUGAACAUCAAUUUAUAAGAAGGACGGUCAUUACCGUUAAGAUCAUUUGGUGAGUUACAAUUACGGCGGGAAAUCAAUGGCUAACAACACCACCAACAGCAGUUAUAAUGACGCAAGACAUGGGACCCAGUUUUCCCUUUCUACGUCCAAAUGUAUACCGUGGUUUGUUGGGAUUGCUAUUGAAUGUCUAGCCAUGGUCAUCCUUAAUAUCAUUACUAUUAUCGUCUUUGCGAAGAAGCACCAGUUGAGGCGCCGAAGUACAUACUUAAUUAUUCAUCUAUCGAUGGUCGAUUUCUUAGUAGGGGCAGUCUCAGGGCCUCUAAUUAUGUACAUGAUAGGGAGUUUCUGUAAUCUGUGGAAGUAUGACCACAUGGUAGUUCUCCAACAAGUAUCAAAACAAAUUCCCCUAAACUCGUCUCUCGUAAAUCUUACUGCCAUCUCAUUAGAGCGGAUGCAUGCGACAUUUUGUCCAUUCAAACAUAGAUUGAUUAAGAAAUGGUUUUAUGGAGUUUUAAUUACUGUAACUUGGUUAACAUCCACGGUCGCCACGUUAGCCGUAGGAGGUGAUUUAAUCAAUGAUUUCAGUGCCGGCUUUCUUCUCACUGCAAUUUCUGUUUCUUACAUUUCUAUUUUUAUCAAAAUGCGCUUGAGUCGUCAUCCCCAAUAUCAUGGCGCAGUAGGUGUGAGGGAAAGAAAACUUACGAAUACAUUAUUUAUUGUUACUCUUUCAUCUUUAAUCACUUGGCUUCCAUCGGUAAUACAUCUGAGUAUUUGGACUUUCCAUCCCUUCUUAUUCGAACACCUAUCCCGGGAAACAUAUUUUGCCUAUCAGAAUACAGUUGCGGUAUUAGUAUUAGCCAACUCCCUAAUAAAUCCUAUAAUAUACGCCAUGCGGAUGCACGAGUUAAGACAAGGAAUAAAACAAAUUAUCUUCCGCAGGACUCCAAACCCCUCAAAGGUAAUGGAUUUACCACUGAAAUCUUAUUUACCGCGAAAUCUUUAGUCUAUUGAUUUCUCGCUGAUUAAUAUCUAACUUCUCCGUACAAUAUCAAGCCAAUGGCUGGUGACAGUCGUCAAACAUACCAGCUAGAAAUUUAAUCAAAUUCGUGUGAAAGGGGAGGAGAAGCGCAAUUCACUUGUUUUCAAAGUUGAUUUUAAAACAGGGUUUUAACAUUUAAAAGUAACUUCAGAUUCACAGCAGCUCAAAGGUUUUUUACCCUAAGGUUGAGUGGCAUAAUCAUGAUAUAUUGCAACUGUGUCCCUCAGUGUUAUACUACAUGUUCAUAAUUUUUGUAAUUAUCUGUUAGAAGUAAGACAUUG
Messenger RNA from Stylophora pistillata, 1362 nucleotides. RefSeq names its product melanocortin receptor 4-like. The record is from RefSeq and is a predicted model, not a curated record. Gene Ontology annotation, biological process: G protein-coupled receptor signaling pathway. Lineage: Eukaryota; Metazoa; Cnidaria; Anthozoa; Scleractinia; Pocilloporidae. Gene Ontology annotation, cellular component: plasma membrane. Gene Ontology annotation, molecular function: G protein-coupled receptor activity.